Molecule: messenger RNA, 3628 nt
Organism: Cannabis sativa
Lineage: Eukaryota; Viridiplantae; Streptophyta; Magnoliopsida; Rosales; Cannabaceae
Product: putative disease resistance RPP13-like protein 1
Exons: 1
Coding region: 206-3487 (1093 amino acids)
Biological process (GO): defense response to other organism
Molecular function (GO): protein binding; ADP binding
Source: RefSeq, a predicted model, not a curated record
AAAACGGUGGACCAUUUAAUUUAAUUAUCAAUAGCUUUAUGGAAUGGAGAGUGAGAGAGAGCUUACUUAUUAAAUAAAUAUAAUCAGAUUAAACAACUGAAAAAAAAUUAAUGAACAAACAAAUUAUUAUAAUCAAACCAACUGCAUCCAAUACUAUUCAUUCUUUGCUGCUAAAAAAAGCUUGAUUCGAUUUUUGUUGCCCACUAUGGCUGCUGAAUUGGUUGUUGGUGCUUUGGUCUCUUCUUCACUUGAGUUCUUGUUUGAGAAAUUGGUGUCUGAGCAAAUAUCCCAGCUGUUUCAGGGAAAGAAUAAGCCCAUUCUGAAGCUGCUGGACAAGUUGAACACUAAGCUCUUAUCAGCUAAUGCACUCUUCAAUGAUGCUGAGGAGAAGCAACUUCGAGAUGACAAUGUCAACAAGUGGCUUUUCAAGCUUCAAGAUGUCAUCUAUCAAGCCAAUGACUUGGUGGACAUGAUGGACUAUGAAGCUCUCCGAUCCAAGAUUAAACGUGAUCAACUUGGCAGUCGCGCAACCAAGGUGUUUCACCAACUGAGAUCCAUGCCACCCUUUGUGUUUAACUUUCAAAAAGCUGUACAGAGUGAUGCCACUGAGAUCCUUGUUAAACUAGAUGAUCUUCUUGCUCAAAAGGAUGCUCUUGGCUUGAGAGAAUGUCUCCAAAACAAUUCUACUCAAAGGCCACCUGCUCCUUUAGUCGAAGAAUCAGAUGUUUAUGGGAGGCAUGCUGAAAAGGAAACCAUUGUGGAUCUGUUGCUCAAAGAUGAUAUGGUUGAAGGAGGAAAUGCCAUUUCUGUCAUCCCAAUUGUCGGGAUGGGUGGUGUUGGCAAAACCACACUUGCUCAGCUUGUUUACAACGAUGAUCGAGUUAGAAAACAUUUUGAGCUAAGAGCAUGGAUUACUGUGUCAGAUGAGUUUGAUAUUUCAAAAAUUACAAGAGAGAUCUUUGAGGGGGUCACUUUCAAAAAGUGUGAUAUUGAGAACCCAGACGAAAUUCGAAGAAAAUUGAAGGAAGUAUUGAAGGGGAAGAAGUUUAUGUUUGUUCAUGAUGAUGUUUGGAAUGAGUCCUAUUCUUUGUGGGACACUUUAAAGAGCUGCUUCAAUUCUGGAGCAAAUGGAAGUAAAAUUGUUGUGACUACCCGAAGCGAAAAUGUCGCCUCUACUAUGACCACUGGGAAUAUUCAUCAUCUCCGAAUUUUGUCAAAUGAAGAUUGUUGGCAAUUGUUUGUCAAACAUGCUUUCGGAAACAAUGCUAACCUUCACUUUUACAAAGAUUUGGAGGUAUUGGGUAGAUCAAUAGUAGACAAGUGCAAAGGCCUCCCAUUAGCAAUAAAAUCUCUUGGUGGAUUAUUGCGAUCUGAACGAAAUUCCAGAAAGUGGGAGGACAUACUUAAUAGUGACACAUGGGAGGAGUUGUAUAAGAAAGAGGGCUCCAUUCUUCCAGCUUUAUGGUUGAGCUACCGUCACUUACCUACACGUCUCAAGCAAUGUUUUGCUUAUUGUUCCAUAUUUCCUAAAGAUUAUGAAUUUGGGAGAAAAGAAUUGAUUUUUUUGUGGAUGGCUCAAGGUUUUCUGCCGCUUGAUAAAAAAAGCAAAAAUAUGGAGGAACAUGGGGAGGAAUACCUUGAUGAUCUUUUAUCAAGGUCUUUGUUUCAACAUUCAAAUAAAGAAAAAUCAUUGCUCCAAAUCCAUGACUUGGUACAUGAUUUAGCUAUACUCGUAUCAAAUGAUUUUUGUUUUAGAUUGGAUUUGAGUUAUGAUUUACUUGAACUUUCAACAAAGACACGUCACUUAUCAUAUAUGAAGGACAAAUACGACAAGGACAAAGAAGUUAAGGGAUUGCAUGAAGUGAAGAGCUUGCGUACCUUUCUAGCACUGCCAUUCAAAUCAAACAGGUAUUACUGGAUGAUAAAGUAUGAUAUGUUGCUUACACGUGGAAGUUGUUUAAGAGUUCUUUCUUUUAGUGAAUGUCGACCUAUGAAGAAGCUGCCUCAUUCAAUUGGCAAUCUAAAGCAUUUGAGGUACCUGGACUUGUCUCACACUGGAAUUCAAGAAUUACCUGAUUCUAUUUGUAAUUUGUACAAUUUACAAACUUUAUUGUUAUUUGGGUGUGAACGGCUUCAUGAAUUGCCAAAGAAGAUGGGAAGGUUAAUCAACUUGCGAUAUCUAGAUAUUGAGGGUGUACCCCUGAAAGAGCUUCCCCAAGAACUCAAUACUAUAAAACACUUGUAUUUCUUAUCUGAUGUGAUUUUGAGUAGUGAUAGAAAUAGCACUGGAGGAUUGAAAAUGAAAAAGGUAGGAGAACUUGAGAAUUUACAUAGCAUAUCCGGGUUGGAAAAUAUCAAGGAUGCAGGAGAAGCUUCGGAGGCUAAUUUGAAGGAUAAGAAGUCUCUUUCGAAGCUGAUUUUGAGGUGGAAACAUAAACGUAAUGGUGGUGUGGCUGCUAAUUCACAAAAAGAAAACGAUAUACUUGAUGCACUUCGACCACAUACAAACUUGCAACAUCUUAGUAUUGAAUUUUACAGAGGUACAAUAUUGUCAUACUGGAUUGGGGACUCUGCAUUUUUUAAGUUAGUAUCAAUCAGGUUUGACAACUGUAAUAAUUGUUGUAUCUUACCCCCACUUGGGCAGCUUCCAUUUUUGAAAGAUCUCCUAAUUAGAGGAUGUGAUGGUGUCAUCUCAAUAGGUGAUGAAACACCUCAUGACAGCGGUAUUCUUCUUUUCAGAUGUCUAGAAGAGUUACGUAUUUCAGAUAUGUUGGAGUGGAAAGAUUGGUCAUUUAGUAGUGAAGCUAGGCAACAAGGUCAAAUAUUUCCACUUCUGAAAAAUCUUAGUCUGUAUAGAUGUCCAAAGCUUAAUGUUGGGUUACCGUGUUGUUAUCUUCCAUCCUUAGAAUCUGUAGAAAUCGUUAAAUGUGAACGAAUGGUGGGUUUGGUGCCUAGAACAGGAAGUACUCAACAGACAGUCGAAGGCACAGCUCCCUCUCUUGUCGAGAUAAGUAUACAUUUCUGUCCAGUGUUGGAAUCGCUUCUAGACUGGGGAUCACACUCCAAAGUAAAGAGUCUUACAUUACCCAACUCCAAAAAGCUUAUUGAGAACCAUAAGCAAUGGGAUCUACAGAGACUCUCGUGUUUGAAAUUUUUAAAUAUCAGUGGUUGGGAAGAUGAUACUUUUCCCGAUGACAAAGGGAUCCUUCCAACCACUCUGACUACACUUAUGAUUUUUGAUUGUAGUAAACUUGAAAGCUUAAACAGCAACGCCUUUCAAGAACUCACGUCCCUCACUUAUUUGUAUAUUCGUAAUUGUGAAGGGUUGCGGUGCUUGCCAGAAGAAGGGCUGCCUACAUCUCUUACUCGUUUAAGUAUCAAUGAAUGUCCUUUGUUAAAGCAACGGUGUGAGAAAGAGAAAGGAGAAGAUUGGCCUAAGAUUCAACACAUCAAACAAGUGGAAGUUGAUUGGAAAUGUAUUAAUUAAAUUUUGUGCAUGCUCUACCAAAUGCUAUUAAUUCAAUGUAUCAUAAUUCAAAAAUCAAACUACUUCGUUUUAGUAUUCCCUACUUUUUUUUUUUUUUUUGGUAAUAUUUGGGAUUAAGAAAAUGAAAGAUCUCAGAUUGAU